AUGGACACUGGCAGCCAUGAUGCGGUGCAGCGGGUUGGGAUGUGAUGAGAGUUGCGAUGGCGAUAUCCAGGCGACGAGACGAAACGAGGUGGGGCGAGACGAGGUGGGUGGGAUGGAACGAGAGUGGCACAGUCACCAAACCAGGAACAUGGCUGGAUCCACGGAUCGAGUGCCAGCCAAUCACUGCUUGCCAUCCACAUUCCAAAUAAAUCAUCAUUUCAUCACUCCAUCGUUCCAUCCUCCAACCAAUUCUAUCCCUCGUAAUAUGGCCAGCAAGCCUUUCGUUCGACUCGUGCCCGAGCGCCCGUCCUGGCGCAUCUCGCUCAGCGACAUCACAGGCCGCUCAGCCAAUCCCAUCGGCCGUGGUGGCUUUGGCGAGGUCUUCACUGGCACAUACUUUGGAUCCAAGGUCGCCAUCAAGCAGCUCCUUGGAAACUACAACAACCGGGAGCUUGCUGAUUACAACUAUGAAAUCAGCAUCUGGAAGCAGCUCAGCCACCCCAACAUCCUUCCCCUGCUUGGCACCUGCGACCAGGACGAUGACGGCAACCCGAUUUCUCCCUUCAUGGUCUCGCCCUUCAUGCCCAACGGCACCCUCCUCAACCAUGUGUCCGAUGCUAAUGAUCAUGUUCCCCUCGACGAGAAGCUCCGUCUUCUCUACCAGGUGGCUUCGGGGAUGGCCUAUCUUCAUGGCCGCCGCAUCAUCCACGGCGAUCUCAAGGCAGCGAAUGUCCUCCUGGACGGCUUGAACAAUGCCGUCGUCACCGACUUUGGCAUGUCCCGCACCAAACACACAUCUGCCUCGAUGG
This is a messenger RNA of Polychytrium aggregatum, 809 nucleotides long. Its product is annotated as kinase-like domain-containing protein. Lineage: Eukaryota; Fungi; Chytridiomycota; Chytridiomycetes; Polychytriales. The annotation marks the transcript as partial. The transcript has a single exon. The record is from RefSeq and is a predicted model, not a curated record. Gene Ontology annotation, biological process: protein phosphorylation. Gene Ontology annotation, molecular function: protein kinase activity; ATP binding.